Solea solea (common sole) is the source of this 1777-nucleotide messenger RNA. It is a transcript of the gene pgp, whose product is annotated as phosphoglycolate phosphatase. Lineage: Eukaryota; Metazoa; Chordata; Actinopteri; Pleuronectiformes; Soleidae. Bases 203 to 1129 code for a protein of 308 amino acids. Gene Ontology annotation, molecular function: sn-glycerol 3-phosphatase activity. The record is from RefSeq and is a predicted model, not a curated record. Gene Ontology annotation, cellular component: cytoplasm. The transcript is spliced from 2 exons.
UUUAAGCCGGUGCGGAAGUAAGUCAGAGACUUCACGGUGAGCUCAGUGGAAGGUCAGCACUUCUUCUUUCCAGGAUUUUAAAACAAAACUCUCUUUUUUAAGAACUCAAUUCUUUUUUUCUUAACCGUCUGUUUUAACCGCUCGCUGCCGCGUCUCUAUUUUAAGCCGCUUUUAGCCUCUAACGCCCCGCUCCUGCUCCUCCAUGUCUGGGUCCAAAGGCUCCGCGUGGCUGAGCGGAGCUCUGCUGAAGCCGCUGCUGGACUCCGUGGACUGUGUCCUCUUCGACUGUGACGGCGUGAUCUGGAGGGGGGACCAGGUCAUCCCCGGAGCAGCCGAUGUCAUUAAUCUGCUCAAGAAGAACGGUAAGCGGGUCUUCUUCCUGACCAACAACAGCAGCAAGACGCGGAGGAUGUACGCGGAGAAGAUGGCCACCAUGGGCGUCAGCGUGGCUCCGGAGGAAGUGUUCGGGACCGCGUACUGCUGCGCCGCGUACCUGAGCACCGUGUGUCAGCUGCAGGGGAGCAAGGUCUAUCUGCUCGGCAGCGCGGCCAUGGGGCAGGAGCUGGAGGCGGUGGGGGUCCGGCACACGGGGCUGGGACCGGACCACAUCACCGGCAGUCAGAGCGACUGGGCCAACGUGCCCCUGGACCCGGAGGUGAAGGCGGUGGUGGUGGGUUUCGACCAGCACUUCAGUUACAUGAAGCUGAACCGAGCCAUGCAGUACCUGACCCAGCAGGACUGUCUGUUUGUGGGGACCAACAGGGACACCAGGCUGCCGCUGGAGGGCGGGAAGAUUGUCCCUGGUACCGGCUGCCUCCUGCAGGCCGUGGAGACGGCGGCGCAGCGCCAGGCCCAGACGGUCGGCAAGCCCAACCACUACAUGUUCGACUGCGUGGCGUCGCAGUACGGCUUGGACCGCGCCCGCUGCCUGAUGGUGGGCGACCGCCUGGACACGGACAUCCUGCUGGGCUCCAACUGCGGCCUGAAGACCCUCCUGACCCUCACCGGGGUCAGCACGGUGGCGGACGUGGAGGCCCACGAGCAGAGUGGCUGCCCGGAGCGGCGGAAGAUGGUGCCCGACUAUUACGUGGACAGCGUCGCCGACCUGCUGCCCGCCCUGCAGGGGUGACACCGCAGCAGUGUGUCGAGAACAGAGGAGGAGCUGCUGUACAACCUGAGGAGGGUUCAUCCUACCAUUCAGUUUCUUGUUUUUUUUUGAAGUGUGGUUGUUAGCGCUACUGACAAGUUGCUGAGAACACUGAAAACAUGGUUACAAAGACAACAUUUAGAUAAAAUGUACAUCAUCAUCAUCAUCAUCAUCAGAAUACAUUUGCUGUUUUAUCUCACUGUCACGCGGCCUUUUCAACACAGAAACUUACAGUUUGUGCCGCUUUUCUCUCUCGCUGUAAACAACCCCAGAGAGAAAAUCAGCAAUCAUGGUUUUUUAGAACGCACAGGAGUUGCCGAUCCACGGCUGCCUCCAUGAGUGAGUUCAAAUGUGUUCGUUUGUGACUUCUGUUUGAAAUCCUUCAUUUGCAUUUACCUCAGUCACACACACUGACCGCACGAGGCAGUACUAGUGAAAAUGCUAUUUAAUAUAUAUAUUUAUCAGAUGCUGACCUCAUUUAACAAAAUCUACAUCUGUUUAAGUCUUUAGUGCUAAUACCUCAUUGAACCACUCUUCAAAAAAUUUAUACAACUGGAAACUCCCUUGUCUACAAGACUUGAUCUGAUUUUAUUUUGUCGUUUACUGAAUCAAUAAAACCUCCAAAUCUUA